Molecule: messenger RNA, 249 nt
Organism: Clunio marinus
Lineage: Eukaryota; Metazoa; Arthropoda; Insecta; Diptera; Chironomidae
Source: the annotation of a GenBank genome assembly
AUGGCUGACUUAAUUUUCAGUGCUGGUUACAAUAGCAACAACGUGUGGCACCUCACUGUGCUUACCUUUUUACAAACAAACCUUGAUGUCUUCUUUAUGGAUAUUCAAUUAAUGAUGUCGACUUCAUACUUAGGAAAACUUGAUAAACGGAAUUUUCCGACUGAUCCCAUUUUGACCGAAAAAAGGAAGAAACAGAAGGCGACCAAUAAUUUGGAAAACACAUUUCGGUCAAAUAAUUUCAAGAAGUAA